GGCUCCAUCCGGGUUCAUGGCGGCGGCGGUGGCGGCGGAGGGACCUGAGGGGCGAUGAGUUGGUUCAACGCCUCGCAGCUCUCGACCUUCGCCAAGCAGGCGCUCUCUCAGGCGCAGAAGUCCAUCGACCGGGUGCUGGACAUCCAGGCCGGCGAGGAGGAGGAGGCAGGAGGCGGAGGGAAGGAAGGGGGCCUCGGAGCCAGGGAGGCCGGAGCAAAUUCUCUUGCAAGUGGAGGUUGGGAUACUUCAACAUGGGGAGCAAACUCAGAUGUGGAACCUCAAAGUCAACCAGUAUCAUCGCCAACAGCCAUCACCAAACCAGUUAGGAGGACUGUGGUAGAUGAAUCAGAUAACUUCUUUAGUGCCUUUCUCUCACCAACUGAUGUUCAGAGCAUCCAAAAAAGUCCAGUGGUAUCUACACCACCCACCAAAUCUCAGCGACCCAAAGAGGAAGUAAAAAGUACAGUACAGGAAUCCUUUGAUGCUGACUUGCCAGAAACAGAUGAUAUCCCUGUAAUUUUACCCGUGGAACUGAAAAACCGCAGUAAUUCCCAGGAAAAGGUAGAAGAAAAUAAUUCUAUACAAAGUAAGGAACAUGUGUGUGGUGAAAAUAGUGGUAAAGAGAAUGAUCAAAGCACAUCUGAAAAUCCGAAUGAAGCAGAAUCCACUGUUACUGUGAAAUCAAGUUCGGGAAGUGAUGAGCAUGGACAUGUCCCUGACCUUUCUGCACAGCCUCUAUCUUCAGAAGCAAAGAAUAUGGCCCUGGACACAAAGGAACGCAAAAGCGAGGACAGGCAAAGCAAUACACCUUCUCCUCCAAUUAGCACUUUCUCCUCAGGGACAUCCACAACCAGCGAUAUUGAAGUUCUGGACCAUGAAAGUGUAAUAAGUGAGAGCUCAGUAAGUUCAAGGCAAGAGGCUUCUGAUUCAAAAGCUAGUCUUCAUCUCAUGCAAACUUCAUUUCAAUUGCUGUCAUCAUCUGCAUGCGCAGACUAUAACCGUCUAGAUGACUUUCAGAAAUUAACUGAAAGUUGCUGCUCCUCUGAUGCUUUUGAAAGGAUUGACUCAUUUAGUGUACAGUCUUUAGACAGUCGAAGUGUAAGUGAAAUAAACUCAGAUGAUGAAUUUCCAGGUAGGGGAUGCAUUUCAGCAUCUGUCACCAUCGGCCACCCAACACUAAAAAGCGAUGAGAUGGAAUCUGUAAAAAGUAAAUCUGAUCAAAUCCAAAAUGAGCCUCUAGUACUACCUGUAGAAGAAACAGAACUGGAGGAAAGUGGGCGAAGCGCAACACCUGUGAACUCUGAACAGCCAGAUGUCUUGGCUGUUUCUAUACAGACUGAUCCAAGACAGAUACAGAAAGAGGAGAUGGUGAUACUGCAGCCCAGUACUGGAAAAUCAACCAAUGCAGAAUGUGAAAAAGAAGAGCUUUGCAAGAUUAUUGAUUCCUUGACAGAGAAACUGGAGAUGCGGGAAAACCGGCUAUUAAGCAUUAGUAAAGAGAAGGCAUGCCUUGAAGAAGCUUGUGAUAAUUUUAAAGACGAAAUCUUCAAAAUGAAAGAAGAGAAUAGUAGCAUUUCUUCUCUUAAAGCGGAGUUUGCUCAGCGAAUAGCAGAUGCAGAGAAAAAGGUUCAGUUAGCAUGCAAAGAAAGAGACGCUGCUAAAAAGGAAGUAAAGGUUCUCAAAGAAGAUCUAGCAACUAGAUUGAACAGUAAUGAAACUACUGAAUUACUAAAGGAGAAAGAUGAACAAAUCAAAGGAUUAAUGGAGGAAGGAGAAAAGCUUUCAAAACAUCAGUUACGAAGUUCUAACAUCAUCAAGAAACUAAGAGCAAAAGAGAAGGAAAGAGAAAAUAUUAAUACAAAGCAGAAUAAAAAAAUUAAAGAAUUAGAAGAUGAGUUGCAGCAUCUGAAGCAGGUAUUAGAUGGCAAAGAGGAACUUGAAAAACAGCAUAGAGAGAACAUUAAGCAGUUAAAUAGCGUGGUUGAACGCCAGGAGAAAGAUCUGGUCAAACUCCAGACAGAUCUUGAAGAUCUUGAAGAAAAGAACCGAAGUGUUCAAGCAGCUCUUGAUAGUGCAUACAAAGAACUUGCAGAUCUUCAUAAAGUCAAUGCUGCAAAGGACUGUGAGGCACAAGAAGCAGCCCUAAGUUAUGAAAUGAAAGUGAAGGAGGAACUGGGCUUAGCUUUAGAAAAGGCUCAAGAAGAAGCUCGUCAGCAGCAAGAGGCGUUAGCAAUUCAGGUGGCAGACCUGAGACUGGCUCUGCAACGUGCAGAACAACAAACAGCUAGAAAGGAGGAUUAUUUACGCCAAGAAAUUAGUGAACUUCAACAGAGACUUCAAGAGGCAGAGUCUCGUAACCAAGAGUUAAGUCAAAGUGUUACAUCUGCUACAAGGCCCCUGCUCCGGCAGAUAGAAAACUUGCAAGCAACCCUGGGAGCACAAACAUUAGCAUGGGAGAAACUGGAGAAGAAUCUUUCCGAUAGGCUUGGGGAAUCUCAAACUGCCCUGGCAGCACAGACUGAAAGAGAACGCGCAGCUACAGAAGAACUUCUUUCCAAUAAAAUCCAGCUUUCUUCCACUGAAUCACAAAAUAGUAUCCUGAGGCAAGAAAACAGUCGCCUUCAAGCUCAACUAGAAGGAGAGAAAGCCAGGCUUAAGAAACUAGAAAAUGAAAAUAAUCGGUAUGAAGUUGAGUUGGAAAACCUGAAGGAAGAAUAUGUGAAAACAGUUGAAGAAUCAAAGAAAGAAAAGAUGCUGUUGGCUACUCAGCUAGAAAUGGAAAAAAUGAAGGUUGAACAAGAAAAAAAGAAAGCAAUUUUUGUACAAGAAACGGCAAGAGAGAAGGAACGUAAAUCAUGUAUUUCGUCAGCAAUAGAAACUGUCUCAAGCACUCCAACUCUUUCACGUUCAAGCUCAAUCAGUGGGGUUGAUAUGGCUGGUCUCCAAGCAUCUUUCAUAUCUCAGGAUGAUCCUCAUGAGCAUUCCUUUGGUUCAUUAUCUACAAGUGGAAACAAUCUAUAUGAUGCUGUGAGGAUGGGAGCAGGAUCAAGUAUUAUUGAAAAUCUGCAGUCACAAUUAAAAUUACGGGAUGGAGAGAUUUCUCAUCUACAGCUGGAGAUUGGAAACCUUGAAAGAACUCGGUCCAUAAUGGCAGAAGAGCUGGUAAAAUUAACAAAUCAAAAUGAUGACUUAGAAGAAAAAGUAAAGGAGAUACCCAAACUACGUGUACAACUAAGGGAUUUGGAUCAGAGAUACAAUACUAUUCUCCAGAUGUAUGGUGAGAAAGCAGAAGAAGCAGAAGAACUGAGGUUGGACCUUGAAGAUGUAAAAAACAUGUACAAGACUCAGAUUGAUGAACUUCUGAAACAAAGACACAGUUAAUUCUAAAGCUGCAACUUGAAAACAAUGUUGCAUUAAACUAUAGAAGUGUAUAAAUGCAAUUACCUUGUAAAAAUUUGUACAAUAGAGUGAUAUAAAAUUUUAAUUGUAGAGUUCAUAUGUUCGCAGGAACCGUUUUGAUUUCAUGAUGGCAAACUGUGAGCCUUUAAAUUAUUUGUUAAUAUUUAAAAUUUUAUAUCUAUACUUCAAUGAUAAUUUAAAAGGCAGGCAGACUGUCUUGUAUCUAUAUAGUAGUGUUUGACAGAUCUUCCAGCAGCAGAAGACUUUGACUGCAACUGUUCACUCCCUGUAAUAAUUCUGUGACAAUUACCUGAUUGUUCUGCUGAUCUUUUCUAUCAAAUAGAAUGUUUCAAAGAGAAAAAAUUUGUGAAAGAUGCAUACAGAUAGCAUUCACUUGCAAUCUGAAAUUGAAGGGUUGGGUGCCUUUAUGAAAUUUAAAUAUCUGUAUUUGUAUAUAUAUUCUGGUGCCCUAACCAGACAGCUGUUCUGCUGCCCACAAUGCCAGACAAUUGCCUUUGCUCCCAACAGUGCAGAGUGGUUUACAUUUUAAUAGCAACCAAACUCCUGUUCAAUAGGUACAAUUCUAGUGGGGUUUUAAAAAAUGUUUUGGCUGUAUUCCUAAAACGCAAUACACUUCCACUUGAAUGUGGACUACCUUGCAGUUUCAGUGGCUUUUAACUUUAGUGAAAUAGAUUAUACAGCAGCCAAGGGGAGGAGUGUUCCAGAAAUGUUGCUCAGCAUUCCUGCCAUUAACUGAUUCUUUCCUUUAGUGUAUGUAUGCACUUUAUUUUCAGAAGUGAAUAAAUAUGUUCAAGAUACCAUCAAGUAGUUUGAAAAUGCUUUUUAAAAAGGAUUUGCCAGAACGUAAGUGAGAAAUAGCACCUUAAGUUGCCUUACCAGCUUUUUAUUCUGAGCAAGUCAAAAAAUUCACUGAUAUCUAUCACAUUCACAAAAGGAACAUGUUCAUUUUAUUGUUGUUUCUUGCCAAACUUUUACGUGGUUGUAAAGACCCUUUCUUUAACUUCAGCCUAUUUAUACAUGUUCAUUAUGAGGACACUGUGGCUGAGAUGCCCUAUCUUUUCAAUAUUUUCUAAAAAUUCAGAUAUAGAAGUUUUGUUACAUGCAUUGAAAUCCAAAGUUGUAGAUACAUAUAUGCACUUCCAAAAUCUAGUUGAAGGAAUUUACCAUUUGACAUGAUAGCUAAUUCACUGUAAAUUCUUCUGUGUUCGUACAUGAAAUACACUUUUGCUGAACUAAUUUCUUAAUUUAAGGUGUAUAGAAAUCAAGUUUUUAUUUUAUGAAGUGAAUAUUUGUAUCAUCCAUUUACCUACAAUGGGUUAGAAGUCAGUGGACACAAGAAAACCCUACUGUUUCACAAAAAGAGUAAUAUGGUUGGUUACUAUCUUUUUCAAAAAUAUCCCUACCAGAGAAAGUCAGGGAGAAGGUUUCUAACAUAGGCUCCUUGUGACUGGAUUCUCCUUGAUGUGCUAGUUUUUUAUGCACAGAGGAUUUUGACUUGGUGAAGCUCUUAAUACAGAAAUCUCCCACAUACAUUCUAAAGUGCAUAUAGAGGAGCGCCAUAUCACAGACAAGUGGUGAAUAAUAAAUGAAAUCUUUACAUUCUCCCCCAUCUAGCAUCUUCCUGGCAAAAAAUAUACUAAAUUCCUGUGUACUUUUAAGAGAACAGUUCUUCAGUUCAAGAAUAAAUUUACAUUACCAGGUUUUUUUAACAGUGAUGUAAAGCAGGAGUCAACAGUGAUUGCUGACAAUAGAAUUUAUUGCUUUUCUACCAAGAAGACACUACAUUAGUGAAUAUGUUGUUAAACCAAUAUAAAGUUCAAAUCUGAAUACAGCUGGACUUUUCUCACAAAGAAAUGUGCAGUACCUUAAUUUUCAUUAUAUAACAUUUAUUCAAACCAAACAUUUUCUGCUUUUGAACAGAAAAGAGGUCUAAAUGUUAGUCAGUCUUGUCAAGAGGAGGCCCACUGAAUCAACUAGACUUAUGUAUGUGGUGACUCACCAUUCAAUAGUUGAUUCAGUGAGUCUAUUCUAAUUGGGAUUAACCAAUGGGAUUCUAGCCACAGUGUGUAACUAGAACUUUUAUGUCCACUAUUCAGAACAAAAAGCAUGACACAUUUGAAUAAUUUUGCAGCUUUUAACUCAACACACCUACACACUUUCAUCCACACAGCUUUUUCACUGGUUUUAAACCCAAGUGUUUGUUAGAAUUUGACUAGACUAUGGGCCAUGCUUUGCUAUAAAAUGUUGGCAGUUUGACUGCCCAGUUCCUUUGCAACCCUUCAUCAUUUUUCUAAUUUCUGAUAAUCAGAGAUGAUAUUAGCAUGUACUAUUUCUGAAAUUUAUGUUUUUAGUGUCUUUAAAUUACUGGCCAAUUUUUGAAAGUACUAGAUGGUGCUGUACAAUUUCUUUUCUCAGGACUCUUCUUAUUUUGUGUGAGCAGUUCGGUCACUUCUGUGCAUCUGCUCCCCCCCCCCAGUUUGUAACUGUUUAUGGAAAUUAGGGAAUGGAAAUAAUUGCCUCAUCAGAUGGGAAGCAGUCUUCAUACUGUUAAUGUAAAAAACAAAAGGUCAAGAAAAACAGGGAUUCCUUUGUAGAAUACAGGUGUUUGGGGUGGCAUUGCAUAAAAGCUGUAGAAAUGAGCACAAAUGGGAUUCUUAGUUUUUCAGAACAUUUAAAUCAGAAACAGUGAAGUUAAGUCCUGUCUGUUGUCCAAUGGGAGUAAUAUUUGAUCUUUAGCAAAUACGUAAAAAUGGUGCAUGUGUGUAAGGUAAAUCUUCACUGCAACGGUGUUAACAACUUUUGCCCUCUUGUUCUUUAAGAAAUUUUAAAUUUUUAUAUUAAAAAGCCCUUUGCAUUACUAUAAACUAUGUAUGUUAAUAUGUUACAGAUAUUAACCUGUCUAUGUAAAUAGUUUAAGCCUGUUUAAAUUUUGGUCUGAGUAAAAUAUUUGAGUUAA
Sceloporus undulatus (fence lizard) is the source of this 6376-nucleotide messenger RNA. It is a transcript of the gene TMF1, whose product is annotated as TATA element modulatory factor 1. The record is from RefSeq and is a predicted model, not a curated record. The transcript has 17 exons. NCBI's taxonomy places the organism in Eukaryota, Metazoa, Chordata, Lepidosauria, Squamata, Phrynosomatidae. Bases 55 to 3381 code for a protein of 1108 amino acids. Gene Ontology annotation, cellular component: endoplasmic reticulum; Golgi apparatus.